AUGGAACCUUGCAAGAAAUUUCAGCCUGCAUUAGCCUCUUCUUCUGAUCACUCCGACACACAGCGAUCAAACACCUCGGAAACGGAGAUUCGAGUAUGCCUAGACGACGAAACUAUUUCCAGUGACCUAGUCCAAUCCGUAUUUUAUCAGAAUGUCGAAACAGUCACUCGUAUAUUGGACGAAAACCGCCACUUGGUCAACAGCAACGUGGUGGACUUUGCAGAAAGUUAUCGCAGCUGGAGACUCGGCUGGAUAAAGCUUGACACAUGGCCAUGCUCUCCAGAACGUGCGAAGCUACGAAAGGAAACGGAACCACUUCUUUCAUUUGCAGUAUACGCAUGUAGUUACAGAAAGGGCCAUCGUUAUACUGACAGCGUACCCGAUGAAGCCAUCAAAAUAGUUGAACUACUUGUCCAACGUGGUGCAACCGUUUGUGAUGAGGAAAGAGGCACAUUGAUUGGCGAUGUUUGCUACCGUCAAGACAGUGCCGCUAUAAUACGACUUUUGUCUUGCGCCGGAGCUGAUCCACUCGGCCAAUGCCUCACAGCUCAAGAGAAGUUGGUCACAGCUGUUGAGAUUGCCGCAAAGGCUGGUGGCCACCAGUCGCUUGCAUGGCUUCUGGACUAUGCUCUCUCCCAAGGCGAAGCGAUUGAUGAUUACAUUGAAGCACUACACACUAUAGCACGCAAUGCUUAUGAAGACUGUCUUCUGGAAUUUCUCAAGAGAGGAGCAGAAAAGCUGAUUAAUCGCAGAGUUCAACCUACAUUCACUGCUUGGGGUGCAGCUUGCUCCGCUCCAUCGGAUUCAGAACGCGGAUAUACUGCUCUCACAGAAGCAGUCUUUUCCAGCAGCAUACGUGGCUAUUUCUUGCACACUGAUAGACGCCAACGGGCAUGGUUAAUGGACGAGAGCACCGCGAGAAGGGAACGCGUUGCUUGGAAAUUGCUUGAGAAAGGAGCACAAACCAACAUAAGGGAUCCUCACUCCAAUAAAACUCUGAUAUAUGGAGCAUGUAAAUGGGCCAGCAAAGAGCUGGUCUCCCAUUUGAUUGACAUGUCCGGCCAUGAUCUGGACGAGAAGUUCCACGAGAGCACAGACCGUUGUCGCCCCGGGCCGGAUAAAUGGGGAGGAGACGGUGUUGGAUAUCUUCACAUCGCGGCAUUUUAUAUAAAUGCCGAGGUGGUGAAACAUCUAUUAUCCAGGGGGUUGAAGCAGCAAACCGACCAAUACAAACGAACACCGCUACACUGGCUGGCGUUGUCAGACCAAGAGUACAAAUGGGCUUCGCCAUCUGAAAUAUUUUACGGAGGGAUUCCGGAGAAUCCUGACGUACAGGAAAAUCCUGCGCCGGCUUUCGCCGUCAAGGCAGCCACCUAUCUGCUUGACAACGGACUGGAAGACAUCAAUGCCCAAGAUUCUUUUGGUCGGACACCGUUGCACUAUGCUUGCUCAAAUUUGAUGUCUGAGCUUCACAGUUUUCUCAUAUCUCGGGAUGCGGAUGUCAAUCUUAGAGACCACAAAGGAUGUACGCCGCUUCAUUUGCUCGUCAACGGAACCAGCGGUAACCACCCAAGAGAUUGCGCGUUUCCAGUUGAGAGCACGUCCCUGUGUUUCAAGGCAUACAGGAAAAACAUUGACAUUGACGCAAAAGACAAUCUUGGGCGCACGCCCCUUCUUAGAGCGUGCGAGGUCCACGCUGUAAACGUCACGAAGCUGCUGCUCGAAAUUGGAGCAGAUCCGAAUAUUGGCGACAAUGACGCUUGCACGCCGCUCCAUUACGCAGUUUCGUUUCCAGAAUGGACGCUGUCAGAUCAUUGGCUGGGGAAUUCCUGUCGAGUGAUCCCAAGGGCUGAAGAGCUGAAAAUGGCUCUUCUUGCUGCCGGAGCAGAUGCCACACGGCAAAAUAACCAAGGGCAAAACGUGGCUCAAGUUGAGAUACAGGAAAAAUUAAACUACCAGCAAAAGGCGCUGGAAUUGAAGAGGAUGAUGGAACAACCUGUUAAGCCAUAUAUGGGCCGGGGCCGAAGGACUCGCGGGACAGAGCCGCCAGAUACAACUACAUUGCGACAAAAAUGA
Messenger RNA from Metarhizium brunneum ARSEF 3297, 2076 nucleotides. RefSeq names its product Serine/threonine-protein phosphatase 6 regulatory ankyrin repeat subunit C (gene ankrd52). Gene Ontology annotation, molecular function: protein binding. NCBI's taxonomy places the organism in Eukaryota, Fungi, Ascomycota, Sordariomycetes, Hypocreales, Clavicipitaceae. The record is from RefSeq and is a predicted model, not a curated record. Gene Ontology annotation, cellular component: nucleus; cytoplasm.